AUGUCUUCUGAAAAGAUUUUGGACUCCCCAGACGAAUCUCUGCUCCAGGAAUUCAACAUCCUCAGCAACUACUCUGAGGAGCAAGUGAUGGCCAUGGGCCGGAACUACGCGAUGAAAUACAACCUCGACCCGGAGCUAUUUAGCCGUGCCGCGGCCGUGGCUCGGUCCCCAAACAGGUUCAACUCGAUGGAAUUCCUCAGCGAAGGCGAAAAAGAAGCCCUUUACGAGGAAAACCACCAUCCUUGGAAGCUGUCGGGCCAAUUGUACUGGCUGAUUAUUAUGGCCUCUCUCGGUGCUGCCGUCCAAGGUAUGGACGAGACCGUCAUUAACGGUGCGCAGCUGUACUAUCCUAGCGAGUUUGGCAUCGACAACGGCACCGAUCGCGACACCUGGCUCGUGGGUCUGGUGAAUUGCGCUCCGUACCUGUGCUGCUCCACCAUCUCGUGCUGGAUGACCGACUGGCUCAACGAGAAGUUCUCCAGAAGAGGAACAAUCUUCAUAACAUGCACGAUCUCGGCUCUCACGUGCAUCUGGUCGGGACUCGUCAACAACUGGUGGCAUCUGUUCAUUGCUCGGUUUUUCCUGGGUUUCGGAAUUGGUCCUAAAUCCACCACCGUGCCAGUUUACUCAUCUGAGUGUGCUCCAGCCAAAAUCCGUGGUUCGCUGGUCAUGAUGUGGCAGAUGUGGACCGCAUUUGGAAUCAUGUUUGGCUACGUGAUGUCUCUCGCAUUCUACAAAGUUCCCUCGCACAAUAUCCACAAGGGACUUGGAUGGCGGCUGAUGCUUGGUUCUGCCUCGCUGCCAGCGUUUCUCGUGAUGGUCCAGGUGUGGUUCUGUCCAGAGUCGCCAAGAUGGCUCAUGGGAAAAGAGAGACACAAGGACGCAUACGACUCGUACCUGAGAAUUAGAAGACACGAGAUUCUCGCUGCCAGAGACUGUUUCUACACCCACGUCCUACUUCUAGAGGAGGCAUCGUACGAGCUGCCAUUCUUCACCAAGGUGAAAGAGAUGUUUACAAUCAGAAGAAACAGAAACGGAGCCAUGGGUGCUUGGGUCGUCAUGUUCAUGCAACAGUUCUGUGGUGUUAACGUCAUUGCAUACUACUCAUCCUCGAUUUUCAAGGAGUCAGGAUUCGGCGACCGUGACGCUUUGAUUGCCUCUUGGGGAUUCGGUAUGUUGAACUGGGUGUUUGCCGUUCCGGCCUUCAGAAACAUUGACAAGUUCGGAAGAAGAACGCUGCUACUUUUUGCGUUCCCUUUGAUGGCUGCGUUCCUGCUGCUAGCCGGUUUCGCGUUCUGGAUCCCUGAGGAUCACAAAGAUGCCAAAGUUGGUGUCAUCGCCCUGGGUAUCUACCUGUUCACCAUUGUUUACUCUUCGUCAGAGGGGCCUGUUCCGUUCACCUACUCGGCAGAAUGCGCUGCGCUCUACGUUCGUGAUGUGACGAUGUCCUUUGCCACUGCCACGUGCUGGUUCUUCAACUUCAUUCUGUCGCUCACCUGGCCAUCCCUGCUGAAGGCAUUCAAGCCACAGGGCGCCUUUGGCUGGUAUGCCGGCUGGAACAUUGUUGGAUUUUUCCUGGUGCUAUGGCUGCUGCCAGAAACCAAGAAUCUGACUCUGGAGGAGCUGGAUGAGGUGUUUGACGUUUCUGCAGCCGAGCACGCCAAGUACCAGACCAAGAACCUGUGGAACGGUGUUCAAAGAAAGGUUCUGCGCCGUGACAUUCCUAAGAUGGAGCCGCUGUACCACUCGCACCGCGUGGCCAUCAAGAACAACGAGUGGGUCGAGAUGAAGCACGGCGAGGCCGAGCACGUCGAGGCAAAAUAA
Ogataea angusta is the source of this 1824-nucleotide messenger RNA. RefSeq lists its product as uncharacterized. NCBI's taxonomy places the organism in Eukaryota, Fungi, Ascomycota, Pichiomycetes, Pichiales, Pichiaceae. Gene Ontology annotation, biological process: transmembrane transport. The coding region runs from base 1 to 1824 and encodes 607 amino acids. The record is from RefSeq and is a predicted model, not a curated record. Gene Ontology annotation, cellular component: membrane. Gene Ontology annotation, molecular function: myo-inositol:proton symporter activity. The transcript has a single exon.